This is a messenger RNA of Sphaeroforma arctica JP610, 484 nucleotides long. RefSeq lists its product as hypothetical. The transcript has a single exon. The record is from RefSeq and is a predicted model, not a curated record. NCBI's taxonomy places the organism in Eukaryota, Ichthyosporea, Ichthyophonida. The annotation marks the transcript as partial.
AAUGGCCUACCAGGAGAGGAACUACCUAGCAGGAAAGGAACUACCUACCAGGAGAGGAAUUACCUACCAAGAGAGGAAUUACCUACCGGGAGAGUAUUUACCUACCAGGAGAAGAAUUACCUACCGGGAGAGGAAUUACCUACCAGGAGAGGAAUUACCCACCAGGAGAGGAAUUACCUACCAGGAGAGUAUUUACCUACCAGGAGAGGAAUUAUCUACUAGGAGAGGAAUUACCUACCGGGAAAGGAAUUACUUACCGGGAGAGGAAAUACCUACCAGGAGAGGAAUUAUCUACCAGGAGAGGAAUUAUCUACUAGGAGAGGAAUUACCUACCGGGAGAGGAAUCACUUACUGGGAGAGGAAUUACCUACCAGGAGAGGAAUUACUUACCAGGAGAGGAAUGCCUACCGGGAGAGGAAUUACCUACCAAGAGAGGAAAUACCUACAAGUGGAGGAAUUACAUACCAGGAGAGGAAUUACUUAG